Onychostruthus taczanowskii (white-rumped snowfinch) is the source of this 1009-nucleotide messenger RNA. It is a transcript of the gene TNFRSF9, whose product is annotated as TNF receptor superfamily member 9. Bases 1 to 825 code for a protein of 274 amino acids. The record is from RefSeq and is a predicted model, not a curated record. Gene Ontology annotation, biological process: regulation of cell population proliferation. Gene Ontology annotation, molecular function: signaling receptor activity; cytokine binding. NCBI's taxonomy places the organism in Eukaryota, Metazoa, Chordata, Aves, Passeriformes, Passeridae. The transcript has 7 exons. Gene Ontology annotation, cellular component: external side of plasma membrane.
AUGGCUCCGGGCCGGGCGCUGCUGCCCGCGGCGCUGCUGGCGCUGGCGCUGAGCCCGGCACCCGCGGCCGCGCUGCCGUGCGGCGCUGACUGCCCGGCGGGUACGUUCGUAGCGAGCGCCAGCUGCGGACGGGGAGCGGGCGCGUCCUGCCAGCCCUGCCCGGCCGGCACCUUCUCCAGCGCGGCGGGACGCGGCGGAUGCAGAAUGUGUCGGCGGUGCGAAGGACUGUUUGAGUAUUUGAAAAAGUGUUCCUCAACAAGCGAUGCGGAGUGCACGUGCAAGGAGGGCUAUCGCUGCGGCGGGGAUGGCUGCACCUACUGCACCCGAAGCUGUGGCGUGGGCCAGGAGAGCACCAGGAAUGGUUGCCAGACUUGCCGCUAUGGAACCUUUAAUGAUCAGCCCAAUGGCUCUUGUAAAAACUGGACAAUGUGCUCUGGAAACGAAGUCCUGGAGCCUGGAACUCCCGCAAAAGAUGUCAUUUGCAAACAUGCUUCAGUUAAUUCCACUUUAGUCACUACUCUACCUACAACAUCUCUCGAAAUUCCAUUUUCUAUCACUGUGCCAGGGAAGGAUGUUCAGACAGACACAAUCAGGAUUUCUCUCGCUGUGGCUGGGCUGUCGUGCUUGGUGUUUCUGCUGCCUUUGUGUAUCUGCUUCAGUGUCUGGCACAAAAAGAAACUACACGCUGUCUUCAAGAAAAUGCACACCCCUGAACAGUCAGUUCAGGAAGAUGAUGCCUGCAGCUGCCAUUUCCCUGAGGAAGAACAAGGUGAAUAUCAGAGUCCUGGCAAAUCCACAGAAUUGAGAGAUCUUCUGGUGAACUAGAAAUUGAACUGUCCAAUCAGCCACAUUUGAGUUUUCUUUAGGAAUACAGAACAAGAACCUGUUUAUGUAAAUAGAGCAGGGGUCAACAGCUGAGUAUUAGAGCAGUAAAUAGCCCAGCCACUGGGGGAAAAGUGUUUUUUUUUUUAUAUUUCUUAAAAAAAUAAUAAAAAACCCCUCCAAAACA